Molecule: messenger RNA, 854 nt
Organism: Tarenaya hassleriana
Lineage: Eukaryota; Viridiplantae; Streptophyta; Magnoliopsida; Brassicales; Cleomaceae
Product: CASP-like protein 1D2
Exons: 3
Coding region: 59-673 (204 amino acids)
Source: RefSeq, a predicted model, not a curated record
CCAGUCCAAAAGCCACUGAAAGCACAUUUUGUGGGAUUGAUCCAAACCCUUUAACUUCAUGGCGUCCACUGAGAAUCCAGACCCCGAAACAGGAAAAGCCGAACAAACGCCGGAGAUUCCGUCGGAUUUAGCGCCGACUCCGGCGACCGCCGCCGGAUUCUUGGAUUGCCGGCAGAUCGACGUCAUCACAAGGGUUUUGCUUUUCGCAGCUACUCUGACUUCUCUCAUAGUAAUGGUGACCAGCGAGCAGACCGAGUUGACUCAGUCCUCGGGGGCUAAGUCUCCCGUCCCUGUCUCCGCCGAGUUCAACGACUCGCCUGCUUUCAUAUACUUUGUGGUGGCUCUCGUUAUAGCUAGUUUCUACAGUCUCGUUUCAACGCUCAUCUCAAUCUCUGUGCUCUCAAGGCCUGAAUUCUCCGCACAGUUCUCCAUUUUCUUGUCCUCUUUCGACGUGGUGAUACUGGGAAUUCUAGCGUCUGCGACGGGAACAGCAGGAGGAGUUGCGUACGUUGGGUUGAGAGGAAACGACCAUUUGGGUUGGAACAAGAUCUGCAAUGUCUACGACAAGUUCUGUCGUCACAUCGCCAGUUCACUUGCCCUCUCCCUCUUUGCUUCCCUGCUUCUUCUCCUUCUCUCUCUCUGCAGCUCUCUUCACAAGAAAAACCCAAACUGAAGAUCAAACCUUUGAUGCGUUUUAGUUCAUAUGCUGUCUGUGUUUUCUCUGUCGUGUUUGGUGAAUUUUGUCUGAUUUGGUCGCUGUCCUGUAAAAAAUCUCUGGCGUUGUCUCGUGUGAUGAACUUAAGAUUGUGAAGUUCAAGUGUCUAGUUGGUGGAUGCAUACACUUGUUGCUGUUC